Molecule: messenger RNA, 593 nt
Organism: Acanthisitta chloris (rifleman)
Lineage: Eukaryota; Metazoa; Chordata; Aves; Passeriformes; Acanthisittidae
Gene: MRPS15
Product: mitochondrial ribosomal protein S15
Exons: 7
Biological process (GO): translation
Cellular component (GO): ribosome
Molecular function (GO): structural constituent of ribosome
Source: RefSeq, a predicted model, not a curated record
CCUGCAGCUCUGUUCUCCAGACAGCCAGGGGUUAUGCCAAGCCUGUGAGGAGGAAGAGGAAAGACAUCCCCAGCCACCUGGAUGACCUUCCCCCCACCAUGCUGAAGAAGGAUUAUGCCAAUGUCCCAAUCGUGGCCAGUGUGGAUGAUGUGGUGAAAAGGCUCUUGUCCUUGGAAAUGGCAAGUCAGAGGGAGAAGGUGAAGGUAAAGACACAGCAGCUGGUGGAGAAGGUCAGGAGGUCUCCCAACGACAGUGGCUCCUUCGAGGUGCAAGUUGCUAUUUUGACUGCCAGGAUCCGCACGCUCGAGGAGCAUCUCCAGAGGCAUCCCAAGGACAAGAGCAACCGCCGGCAGAUGCUGAUGGCCGUGGACCGGCGCAGGAAGCUGCUGAGCUACCUGCGGCGUGUGAGGUACAGCACCUUUGAGAACACCUGCAAACAGCUGGACAUCCAGUACAGCCCGCCCCUGGCGUACAGGCGCCGCGUCACCAAGCGCUGGGCCGUCAAGAAGGCUUUCUGCAUCAAGGUGUUCCAGGAGAAGCAGAAGCUGCUAGCACCAGAGAGGCUGAAGCAGAGGAGAGAGUGGCGGGCGAGA